ACCAGUAAAGUGUCAUCUCGUCUUAUUUACAGAAGAAGAAGUUUCUGUUGUCGCCAUGGCUACUUUAUGGGAAAACCUGGAGGAUGUUUUGGAGACUUCCCGGUCCGCCCGGUCCUCAGGGGGAGCAACCAUUAAGCCGCACCCCAAUUUUAAUGCAGAAAAUGAUGCUGAGGCCCUGAGGGACGCCAUGAAAGGAUUUGGAACCGAGGAGAAGGUCCUGAUUGACAUUUUGACUCAAAGGACCAACCAGCAGCGGCAGCUCAUCUGUGAAGCCUACGAGAAGAUCACAGGCAAAACGUUGGUGCGCGACCUGAAACGUGAAACCCGCAGGAACAUGGAGGACGUGCUGGUGGCGCUGGUCUCCACUCCUGCAGAGUUCGACUGCCACGAAGUGAUGAGGGCCAUGAAAGGAGCUGGAUCCAAGGACUGCAUCCUGAUUGAAAUCUUUGCAUCCAGAACCAAUGAAGAGAUCAAAGCUUUGAACGCCGUCUAUCUGCGAGAAACUGAGAAUCUGUUGGUUCAAGACCUGAGGAAAGAAGUUUCCGGCGACUUCUCCAAAGCGCUGCUCCUCCUGAACGAGGCAAAAAGGGACGAGAGCCCCAACGUAGACAGGAAGAUGGCAAAAGAAGACGCUCAGGCUCUUUACCACGCUUCAGAGAAGAAGUGGGGAACUGAUGAAUCCAAGUUCAUAGAAAUCCUGUGUGAGAGAAGCAUAAAUCAGCUCAGACUAACUUUUUUCGAGUACAAGAAACUCAGCGGAAAAUCUCUGCAGGAAAGCAUCGAGAGUGAGAUGUCAGGGGAGCUGGAGGAGCUGCUGGUGGCCAUCGUGAAAUGUGUGAAGUCCACCCCCACCUACUUUGCAGAACAACUGCACAAGAGCAUGAAGGGCGGUGGAACCGAUGAGCCGACUCUGUGCCGCGUCAUGGUGAGCCGGUCUGAGAUCGAUCUGCUGGACAUCAGAAAGUAUUUCAAGAAGUCCUACGAUUACUCUCUGCACUCAGCCAUCGACUCGGAUCUGUCCGGAGACUACGGCGAAUGCAUCAAGGCCAUCUGCGGAGGAGACGACUGAAUAUGGACUCUCCUCUCACCUGUGAGGUCCAGAAGAAACUUUCUGACUCUCACUCUAAACCUUCCGUCUUUUUUCUUCCUCUCCACUUCUGCGUGAUUUGUUGACAAUAAUGGAAAGAACCUUUAAAAAAGAGAUUUAAACGUGAAAACAACCAGUGAAAUGAUUAAUACGUAGAUACAUGUUUUAAAAAAAGGAUAAUUAAAUGAUGAUCAGUUUACUCGUUUCUGUUGCUCAACAGUUUCUACAUAAAACCAAAUAAAAGUUGUUAAAUAAAUAGUUAAUGUUCGAAUAACUUACAGAUCAGAAGUCUCAGUUUAGUCAUUUCUGAAGACAUGUGAUAAACUGAUCUUUCUGUUUGUUUCCUGCUUCAUUCUCUUCCAACUGUUUCUCCAAUAAAUAAAUAAAAUCUCU
Paralichthys olivaceus (Japanese flounder) is the source of this 1480-nucleotide messenger RNA. It is a transcript of the gene anxa3a, whose product is annotated as annexin A3a. Gene Ontology annotation, cellular component: cytoplasm. Lineage: Eukaryota; Metazoa; Chordata; Actinopteri; Pleuronectiformes; Paralichthyidae. Gene Ontology annotation, molecular function: calcium ion binding; calcium-dependent phospholipid binding. The record is from RefSeq and is a predicted model, not a curated record.